This is a messenger RNA of Arachis ipaensis, 759 nucleotides long. RefSeq lists its product as uncharacterized. Gene Ontology annotation, molecular function: DNA helicase activity. Gene Ontology annotation, biological process: telomere maintenance; DNA repair. Lineage: Eukaryota; Viridiplantae; Streptophyta; Magnoliopsida; Fabales; Fabaceae. The record is from RefSeq and is a predicted model, not a curated record.
AUGGCUUUUGCAGGUAAGGUUGUUGUACUAGGUGGUGACUUUCGACAUAUUCUUCCAGUCAUACCGAUGGGAUCACGUCAAGAUAUUGUUCAAGCUUCCAUUAAUUCAUCUUACCUCUGGGAUCAUUGCUCAGUCUUUAAUUUAACAAGGAAUAUGCGUUUAGCAUCUUCUGAUAUUUCCGAAGAUAAUAGUGAAGUUAACGAAUUUGCCAAGUGGCUUAUCCAGAUUGGUGAUGGAUUCACCGGUGAUUCUACAGAUGGUGAAUCAAAAGUUUUAAUUCCGGAUGACAUGCUCAUAAAUGAUACUGAAGAUGGUUUUACAGAGUUGGUACAUUUUGUCUAUCCAAAUAUUGUUUCUAACUUGAACCACACUGAUUACUUCAAGAAACGUUCGAUUCUUGCUCCCACAUUAGAAGUUGUAAAUGAGGUGAACAACAGUAUUAUGAGUCGACUACCUGGAGAACAGAAAGUUUAUCUUAGUUCUGAUUCUCUAUGUGUUGAAGAAGGGUUACCUCUACACCAAAUAUGCUUGAAGGAAGGUGUACCAGUUAUGUUGCUUCGGAACAUUGAUCAGUCUAAUGGGUUGUGCAAUGGCACGAAAAUACAGGUUCGUCAUUUAGGUAAUCAUGUAAUUGAGUACAUUAUAUUGACGGGGGACCAGACAGGCCGAGUUGUGCUCAUUCCAUGCAUGGACAUGAUACCAAAUAAUGACACACUCCCUUUUAGGUUCAGAAGCAGACAAUUCCCUUUGAUUGUUUAA